Molecule: messenger RNA, 814 nt
Organism: Drosophila eugracilis
Lineage: Eukaryota; Metazoa; Arthropoda; Insecta; Diptera; Drosophilidae
Exons: 1
Coding region: 147-614 (155 amino acids)
Source: RefSeq, a predicted model, not a curated record
UCGAACGAGUUUCAUUCGGGAGUUUCUUGGGGAUCCAAGGAUUGAAUAAGUUCUGAUGAGUAGGCAUGAAACUAGCCUAACUUUGACAUAUGUCAGACUGUGAUCUCUAGUAUCUCGUGCUGAUUCUCCGGCAACAGUUUGACCAGAUGGGCAGCGGAUUAAACCAGUUGCUCUAUGGAACGGCACUUCUAACGACGAUCAUGGUGGCGCCCUUGGUCACUCUGCAGUUCCAGCUGGGCGGCGACCUGCACACCGCGAGAUUCCGCUUUUCGGGAGUUGUGUCCUCAGCCAUCGUAUCCCUGGUGCUGACGGCUGCGGCGAUGGCGCCCUACACGUUUCAGCUGAAAUAUCCAAAGAUUUCCUUCCUGGCGAUGCUGCCCUGGAUUUGUGUUUGCUUGGCCAAGUUCGCGAUGAACGUGAGUUUGCAGCUCAAUGCGAUUUCCCAUGUGGCCAAUGGAACCAAGCCAAACGGCUUGGUCUUUGCCCUGGUUGCCUACUGCGCCAUUUUCGGGCUUGCCCUAGAGCAGAUGCUGCACUGGAAGGUCAUCUACCACCUGAUGUCCGAUGGAAUAGGUGCGAUGUUCAUCGACAUCCCCCCGCCGAGGGCUUUGUAGGCUGACUUCAUACUGUUAUUCAGUUCGUUUUACUUUAAUUUCUUUCACUAAAGACCUGCCUUGGUCGAGUAUAGUUCUGUAGUUUCAAAAUAGUUGGCUUUGAGAUUUACAAAUGUAUUUCCGUUCUAGAUCUUGUCUAUCUACACUAAGGGAAUGAAACUGAAGUUCAAUUUAAUAAAGCCUGUCCCAGUUAACCUUUA